This is a messenger RNA of Drosophila willistoni, 470 nucleotides long. RefSeq names its product acyl-CoA-binding protein (gene Acbp1). The record is from RefSeq and is a predicted model, not a curated record. Gene Ontology annotation, biological process: fatty acid metabolic process. Bases 69 to 341 code for a protein of 90 amino acids. Lineage: Eukaryota; Metazoa; Arthropoda; Insecta; Diptera; Drosophilidae. Gene Ontology annotation, molecular function: fatty-acyl-CoA binding. The transcript is spliced from 3 exons.
AUCAAAUCGAUUCCACUUCCGUUUAUUUGCCUCGCCCAAGGAAGAAAAAGACAUAAAUUUUUGCAAAAAUGAGCGAAUUACAGGAAUUUAAUCAAGCCGCCGAGGAUGUAAAGAAUCUAAACACAACACCGGCAGAUAAUGAUUUGUUGGAACUUUACAGUCUCUACAAACAGGCGACCGUGGGCGAUUGCAAUACAGAUAAACCUGGCUUCCUGGACUUUAAGGGCAAGGCCAAAUGGGAGGCCUGGAACAACCGCAAAGGCUUGUCAAAUGAUGAGGCGAAAGCCGCCUACAUAGCCAAAGUAAAGGCAUUGAUUGCAGCUGUAGGAUUGAAAUCCUAAAUCGACAUGGUCGUUUGCAUGGAGUCUCACUUGAACGCACAAUUAUUCAGAUAUAUAUGUAUGAACCUAUUCAAUGAAGGUGCUCUUCUUAGCAAUUUUCUUUAAUAUACUUUACAAAACACACAAAAA